This is a messenger RNA of Pongo pygmaeus (Bornean orangutan), 2926 nucleotides long. RefSeq names its product NAD(P)H quinone dehydrogenase 1 (gene NQO1). Gene Ontology annotation, molecular function: NAD(P)H dehydrogenase (quinone) activity. The record is from RefSeq and is a predicted model, not a curated record. NCBI's taxonomy places the organism in Eukaryota, Metazoa, Chordata, Mammalia, Primates, Hominidae. Gene Ontology annotation, cellular component: cytosol. The transcript is spliced from 6 exons. The coding region runs from base 511 to 1335 and encodes 274 amino acids.
UCCAUUUCUUGCCAAGGCUAAAAGGACAUGCCCACUUGAUCCCUGGACUCUCUUGGGACGACUUCCACUCUGCAUCCUCUUGCCCCUCAGGGCGCAGUGCGCAGAUGGGCUUGCCUUAGCCCCUCCAGCCAGAUUUUUGAGGCCUCUGUCACACACCCCCACAAACCCCUCCCCCACCCCCAGAGACUUUUCUUGACUUCCACCAGUUGCUCGGGCGGGUGAGAGUGGAGAGGCCCCUCCUUCAUCCCCCAGGCUCCCUCCCUUCCUGGAGCUGCAGCCUCGGCAUCCUCUGCCCAGCACCCCAGGAUUCAGGCGUUGGGUCCCGCCCUUGUAGGCUGUCCAACUCAAACAGGCCGGGCAGGAUAUAUAAGAGAAUGCACCGCGCACCACACACACGAGUCCUGCACUGUUGCCGCAGAAGCCGCCCAGCCCAUCGAGAGCCUAGUUCCGGCCAGGGUCGCCCGGCAACCACGAGCCCAGCCAAUCAGCGCCCUGGACUGCACCAGAGCCAUGGUCGGCAGAAGAGCACUGAUCGUACUGGCUCACUCAGAGAGGACGUCCUUCAACUAUGCCAUGAAGGAGGCUGCUGUAGCGGCUUUGAAGAAGAAAGGAUGGGAGGUGGUGGAGUCGGACCUGUAUGCCAUGAACUUCAAUCCCAUCAUUUCCAGAAAGGACAUCACAGGUAAACUGAAGGACCCUGAGAACUUUCAGUAUCCUGCCGAGUCUGUUCUGGCUUAUAAAGAAGGCCAUCUGAGCCCAGAUAUUGUGGCUGAACAAAAGAAGCUGGAAGCCGCAGACCUUGUGAUAUUCCAGUUCCCCCUGCAGUGGUUUGGAGUCCCUGCCAUUCUGAAAGGCUGGUUUGAGCGAGUGUUCGUAGGAGAGUUUGCUUACACGUACGCUGCCAUGUAUGACAAAGGACCCUUCCGGAGUAAGAAGGCAGUGCUUUCCAUCACCACUGGUGGCAGUGGCUCCAUGUACUCUCUGCAAGGGAUCCACGGGGACAUGAAUGUCAUUCUCUGGCCAAUUCAGAGUGGCAUUCUGCAUUUCUGUGGCUUCCAAGUCUUAGAACCUCAACUGACAUAUAGCAUUGGGCACACUCCAGCAGACGCCCGAAUUCAGAUCCUGGAAGGAUGGAAGAAACGCCUGGAGAAUAUUUGGGAUGAGACACCACUGUAUUUUGCUCCAAGCAGCCUCUUUGACCUCAACUUCCAGGCAGGAUUCUUAAUGAAAAAAGAGGUACAGGAUGAGGAGAAAAACAAGAAAUUUGGCCUUUCUGUGGGCCAUCACUUGGGCAAGUCCAUCCCAACUGACAACCAGAUCAAAGCUAGAAAAUGAGAUUCCUAAGACUGGAUUUCCUUCUAACAUGUUAUCAAAUCUGAGUGUCUUUCCAGGCUUCCCUGAUUUGCUUUAGUUUUUAAGAUUUGGGUUUUUCUUUUUCCACAAGGAAUAAAUAGAAGAGGGAAUCGACUGUAUUCGUGCAUUUUUGGAUCAUUUUUACUGAUUCUUAUGAUUACUAUCAUGGCAUAUAACCAAAAUCCGACUGGGCUCAAGAGGCCACUUAGGGAAAGAUGUAGAAAGAUGCUAGAAAAUGUUCUAGAAAAUGCUAGAAAUUGUGUAGGCAUCUACACAAUUUAAUUCCUCUUUUUAGGGCUAAAGUCUUAGGGUACAGUUUGGCUAGGUAUCAUUCAACUCUUCAGUGUUCUAUUAAUCACCUCUCUGUAGUUUAUGGCAGAAGGGAAUUGCUAAGAGAAGGAAAAGACUGAAUCUGCCUGCCCUAAGGGAUUUAACUUGUUUGGUAGUUAGUCAUCUAAUGCUUGUUUAUGAUAUUUCUUGCUUUCGAUUGCAAUGCAGUGACUAAUAUGCCUAGCACAAUUGUCACUCUUGGUCAGCUUUUGUUGUUUAUAUACAGUACACAGAUACCUUGAAAGGAAGAGCUCAUAAAUCUCUUCCUUACUGCAGUCAUCUACUAUUUUUUUUUUAAUUAAAAAAAAUUUUUUUUUGAAGCAGUCUUGCUCUGUCAUCCAGGCUGGAGUGCAGUGGCGUGAUCUUGGCUCACUGCAACCUUUGCCUCCCAGGUUCCAGCGAUUCUCCUGCCUCAGCCUCCCUAGUAGCUGGGAUGACAGGCACCUGCCAUCAUGCCCGGCUAAUUUUUGUAUUUUUAGUAGAGACGGGUUUUCACCGUGUUACAGGCUGGUCUCCAACUCCUGACCUCAGGUGAUCCGCCUGCCUCAGCCUCCCAAAGUGCUGGGAUUACAGGCGUGAGCCACCGCAGCUGGUCCUUGCAAUCUUCUACUUUAAGGUUUGCAGAGAUAAACCAAUAAAUCCACACCGUACAUCUGCAAUAUGAAUUCAAGAAAGGAAAUAGUACCUUCAAUACUUAAAAACAGACUUCCACAAAAAAUACUUUAUUUCUGAUCUAUACAAACUUUCAAAAGGUUAUUUUAUCAUUGCUAAACUGAUGCUUUACCAUGGGAUGGGGUCCAGUCCCAUGACUUCGGGGUACAAUUGUAAACCUAGAGUUUUAUCAACUUUGGUGAACAGUUUUGGCAUAAUAGUCAAUUUCUACUUCUGGAAGUCAUCUCAUUCCACUGUUGGUAUUAUAUAAUUCAAAGAGAAUAUGAUAAAACACUGCCCUCUUGUGGUGCAUUGAAAGAAGAGACGAGAAAUGAUGAAAAGGUUGCCGGAAAAAUGGGAGACAGCCUCUUACUUGCCAAGAAAAUGAAGGGAUUGGACCGAGCUGGAGAACCUCCUUUACCAGAUGCUGACUGGCACUGGUGGUUUUUGCUCUCGACAGUAUCCACAAUAGCUGACGGCUGGGUGUUUCAGUUUGAAAAUAUUUUCUGUUGCCUUCAUCUUCACUGCAAUUUUGUGUAAAUUUCUCAAAGAUCUGAAUUAAAUGAAUAAAAUUCAUUUCUACAGACCCACA